AAUGUCAUCCAUCCCACCUUAAUUUUCGUGUCGUUUCAUAGUAACAUUUUCAUUUCAAAGAUUAUUGGCAGUUUGGUGUCGUCAUUGCAAAUUGAAUUAGAAAGCGAAAAAUCUUUGUAAAAGAAACAAGUGUCCAGUUUUAUGAUGUUCGAACAAAGUUGAUGUAACAUAGGUCCAUUGCAAUUUGCAGUAACUAGGUACCUAUCUGUAAGGAAAAGAGAUAUGCUUGACUACCUUAGACUUCGAAGGCUUUAGCUUUCGUAACAUUAGUAAGGUGCUGGAAAAACGCAGACUGAAGAAAAUGUAUGGUGUUAACGGGUCGGAUUACCCCCCAGUUAAGGAGGAGACAUUUUGUAAAUACGUCUUGUAUUACGAGAUAAAUAAUUCGAGGGUUCGCAUCUGGGACUUGAUUAUUUUGAUACCAAAUUUUUUGUUUGUGCUAUUCUUGGUUGUCAGAUUCAAUAAAGCUCAGCUAAAGUUGCGCGCUACAAGUAGCCCUAUUUUCCUCACGUUUUACGCAUUGGUAUGGGGAAACGUGACCAUAAGUUUGGUAAGAUGUGCUGUAUCUAUGACAGUGAAUGCUGCUAUUCCCUUGGGUGGGCUGGUUGAUAAGAUACUAUGGGUAACUGUGAGAUUCUUUCUUCUGGCUACUGAAAUGAGUGUGGUGAUAUUUGGUUUGGCAUUUGGUCAUCUGGAUAGCCGCAGAAGCAUCAGAUAUGUUCUUCUUGCCACAUCACUUAUAUCCUUGGCAUUCACCAUAACACAAGGCACUCUAGAGAUUGUGAUGCCAGAUGACAUGUUUCAUAUUGAGGCUAGGGACUAUGACCUGUUUGGACAUGGUGGCAUGUUGUUUUGGUUCACAUCAUCACUGGUUUUUGCAUUGAUCUACUUCCUGAUACUACUUCUGCCAUGGAUUCCACUCAGAGAUUAUUUGGCUCUACCAACCAAGCUCUCGUUCUACCUGUACGUUCUGCUGUUGGCUCUACUGGACACGACGCAGGCCGUGGGCGCGGGCCUGCUGGCGUGGGGCUCCAUGCAGUCCGGCCUCUGCAUAGUCGAUGUCACCACUUGGAUGUAUUUCUCUUUAUACACCCCGCUUGUGUAUCACACAUUCCUCAGUGAAUUUUUCAGCGUAUCCCAGGCGAGUAUAAUGUUCUCGUACAAGGCUCAAAUGGAUGAGCCGAUAGACGACGACCAGGUGUCUCUGCCGCAUCAGCAGAGCUUCAGCUCCCUCAAGACGGACUCCGAUUAUAUCUACCAGAGCAACAGUGUGUAUGACAGCACACUAUUCGAAGCUGAAGGAACAACUCCAAUGAAUCCACUUUACAGUGCGUCCCUCCAAAGCCCUGACUCCAUAGCGUCCGGACAGUCAUCAGACGCACCCACUUUCGUCAAGAUGGCGUCCACAUAACCACGGAAUUCAACUCCACGCAUCCAAAGAAAAUAAAUAGACUAUGUAAUGAUAGAUUUAUUGAUGCGUUCGCUUGGACGAUUCGACUGUAAUUAUUAGCAAUAUAAAGAUUUUGUUUUAGAAAACUAAAUAAAGAGCAACCUCUGAAACUAUCCGUCUCAUUGUUCGUAACUAACUUUUAGCGAAUGGUAAACUCCGCCACAUUUUAAGCACUUGAAUACAGUAUUUUCUUAAAUGGUCACCUUAUCACUCAAAGCGGCCAAGUGAAUGCACAUGAUAUAGGUAGUUCUACUUAGUUAUAAGAUAGUAACGAGAAUCUCAUUGAAUCAAAACAUUAUAAGUAUCUCAUAUUUUCAUCAAACGUUGUGUUACUUUGUGAUAUUGUAAGCCAGUGAUCAAACGGUAUUACUUGAGACUGUUACAUCCCAAUUUAUGUUAAAAUAUAAUAUUUCUUUUUGUGCAGCGAUUUGUAUAAAUUAUUUAUAAAUAUUUUAAAGGACGGUUACGGCAAUGGAUUAUUAUUUUACGGACAGCAUGAGGCCUUGUUAGCAACUCGAAUGUGUAACCAUUAUCUAGCUCUCGUAGUUUCCCCUAGGAUCUGGGAAGAAGCUGCCAGUCAAUCUUUUCUUUAAAUGUUUGUAUUUAAUUUGAAACAGCCAUAAUAUAUGCAAUGGAUCCAUCCAUAGGUUUAGGCUCAAAUUGUCCAAUUCGCAUGCGAUUAGAUGAUUCGCAAACGAUUUGGUUUUUUGCGGAACUAACAUUUAUAGCUUUGUCGUUUAUUGUAUUGGACAUUUUGAGUCUGUACAUUAGAAUAUUAGGUGUAACAUCUACUUAAAUUUUGUAAAUACCUAGAAUUGUUACUAAUAGAGGCGUGAUUAAGUAAUGUUUUUUUGUUUGUUUUAAAGUAAAUAGUCAUGUCCUGUCAUUUUUCUUACGUAUUGAUAUGAUAUUAUGUAUUGGUUUUUAUUUUCCUGUGAUUUGUUAAAAUUUUUCGCAUUUUUUAUCGAAAUGUUUUAUGAAUGUGCCUAAAACGAUUGGCGUCUUUGUCUUAUUUUAAGUGUAUAUUGUAUUGUAUGUUUAUGCUGAACACAGUGACAGUGUAAUAUGAAUAUAAUAAAUGUAUAUUUAAGUAAUUGAGCCUGGCAAAUUUUGUGAUUUCGUUUGGAAGACUCGGCUGAUUCAAUCAAUUCAUUUAGGUACUUCUUUUUAGCAAUUAUAGUGUAUUAACAUUUUUUCUACUAUAUUACCACGAUACAUACAAAUACUUGCUCAUUUUUAUCUUUUUAAUAACACAGUAUUCCCAUAUUUAUUCAAAUACCUAAGUAUCACUUUGUGAAUAAGCUUGUUUACUUGAGCAUCAAAUAAAGUAUGUAAUUUUAAUUGUUUUUUUAAAUAUAUUAUUGAAAUACACAAAAAUAAACAUAUUUUGUUUGUAUUAACAUAAUUUUUUACAGAAUUAUUUUAUUUGAUGGAACAAUCGCAUCGGUUUUAAAUGAAAUGUGUCACUAUAAAGUUAUUUUUAUGAACCUUACUUUUAAGAUUUAUAAGUGUGCUUUGUCGUAUUUGUCAAUCGCUAAUUAUUUCGCUCAUAAAUAUUAUACCGAGUGAUAAUUCUAAUCUGUAUAUUGCAAUUUGUGUACAUACUGUGAUGGUAUAUCCCAUUUAUAUUAUAUUGUUGUUUUUUUUAUAUUGUUUUAUAUUUGUCGCGGGAGAAAGGCAAAUGGGUGUAACAGCGAAACUAGGCUUUUGAAUUGUAUGUCUUUAAGUGCUGAGUAGAAAUUCAACAGUGUAAAACUAUUUUAUAAUUCGUGAAAUAGUUCUAGAACUAAACUGAGAAUGAGUUUAAUAAAGUUGUGAAUUACUUAUAUAAAAGAAUAUGUGCAUUUUUGUAAGAGAAUUACUAGUCUCGUGAGAUCUUUUCUUUUUGUGAAAUUAUGUUUUGGUUUAUUCGCUUACACAUUGUCAAUUUAACAAUUACAUACUUAUAAUAGAUUUACUGAUAUACACCAUAAUUGUCAAUUUUCCUUUUAAUUGUGAUAGUAAGCGUGGUGAGUCCACGUGAAAUUUUAAGUGAUAUUUUGGUUGAUGGCGUAUUUUUUGUUGUUUUGUCUUAGAGACUUAAAACGAUAAUUC
Molecule: messenger RNA, 3544 nt
Organism: Amyelois transitella
Lineage: Eukaryota; Metazoa; Arthropoda; Insecta; Lepidoptera; Pyralidae
Product: transmembrane protein adipocyte-associated 1 homolog
Exons: 6
Coding region: 302-1411 (369 amino acids)
Biological process (GO): G protein-coupled receptor signaling pathway
Cellular component (GO): plasma membrane
Molecular function (GO): G protein-coupled receptor activity
Source: RefSeq, a predicted model, not a curated record